AUGUCUUCCUUCGGUGUUCUAGCAAGGACAACGCCGUUCCUGCGGUCAAGAUACGCAACGGCCGCACUCACACGCCAAUCAUGGACAAGGGGAAUCGCAACGAAAGAAGGAAAGACGAGGGAGGUGAAUGAAAAGCUUCCACUGGCCGGAAUAAGAGUCCUGGACAUGACAAGGGUGCUUGCAGGGCCUACAUGCACGCAGAUCUUGGGUGAUCUUGGUGCCGAGAUCAUUAAAAUUGAACAUCCCACCAGAGGUGACGAUACGAGAGCUUGGGGACCACCAGACUUGGCCUACACUGAUGGCGUGGAGCGCUCGUUUCCGGGAGAAAGCGCUUACUACCUUUCAGUAAACCGCAACAAGAAGUCGCUCGGCUUGUCUUUCAACAACCCAACGGGCAUCGAAAUCCUCCACAAACUAGCGCAGAAAUGCGACGUUCUUGUUGAGAAUUACUUACCUGGAUCGUUAGCAAAAUAUCAGCUGGACUAUGCGACUAUGUCGAAGAUAAACCCAUCGCUCAUAUAUGCCUCAGUCACGGGCUAUGGUCAAACAGGUCCAUACAGCGACCGAGCCGGGUACGAUGUGAUGGUCGAAGCUGAGAUGGGGUUGAUGCACAUCACUGGCGAAAGAGAUAGACCGCCAGUCAAAGUAGGUGUUGCGGUAACUGACAUCUCGACUGGAAUGUACACAGCCAUCGGCGUCUUAGCUGCAUUGUACUCAAGAAGAGAUACUGGACUUGGCCAGUGGAUCGACGCGAGCUUGAGUGAUUGUCAAGUAGCAGGUCUAGCGAACAUUGCUAGUGGAUGUCUAGUCACUGGGAAGAAAGAUAGUGGACGAUGGGGCACAGCUCACGCAACUGUGGUGCCAUAUCGCGCCUACAAAACCAAAAAUACCAACAUUGCCGUGGGCGGCUGCAACGACAAACUCUACGGCAUACUCUGUCGCAAACUCGGCAAGCCAGAAUGGAUCACAGACGAGCGUUUCAUCACGAAUGCUCUGCGCGUCAAGCAUCGCGAAGUCCUUGACGCAAUGGUUGAAGCAGAACUCCAAACGCGCACGACACAAGAAUGGCUUGAGAUUUUCGAGGGCAGCGGCAUGCCGUAUGCGGCUGUCAAUGACAUCCAGGGCACGAUUAAUCACGAACACGUGCUUGCGCGCAACAUGAUUGAGGAGGUAGAUCAUCCUGCAUGUGGGAAAGUGAAGCUGAUCAACCAUCCGGUCAAGUACUCGAGAGUUGAGCCGAAGAUUAGAAGUCCGCCGCCUUUAUUGGGCGAGCAUACGGAUGAGGUGUUGAGGGAGUUGUUGGGCUAUGACGAGGGCGAGAUUAGUGAAAUGAGGGAGCGGAAAACUGUUGCUUAA
Messenger RNA from Parastagonospora nodorum SN15, 1356 nucleotides. RefSeq lists its product as hypothetical. The coding region runs from base 1 to 1356 and encodes 451 amino acids. The record is from RefSeq and is a predicted model, not a curated record. Gene Ontology annotation, molecular function: catalytic activity. NCBI's taxonomy places the organism in Eukaryota, Fungi, Ascomycota, Dothideomycetes, Pleosporales, Phaeosphaeriaceae. The transcript has 5 exons.